AUGCUUGGGCAGGUUUCCACGGACCAGCGGCGCCAACUGGCCACCGAGCUCGACGCCACGGGUGACCUCAACGACGUCUUCGGCCUGUUCGCCUCCAUGAACGCCGGCCCUCCGGCGGACGAGCGCUCGGCCUUCCGCACUACUGAAGAAAACGCGCAGAUUACGACCGACCGGGACUUGGCGGCGUCGCUCUUCGGGCCAUCGAGCGUUCACGACCCCCAGUUCCCGGCGCCUCCCGCGGCCGCCGGCGGCCACACACGUGAGGAGGACCUCGCUCACGCCCGUGGGGAUGUCCUCGGCACCACGGAGGAGUUGAAGAGCGCCCCUGCGGCCGCCCGCGCCUCUGACCAUGACGCCGCCAGCGGAAGGGGCUUCGCCGUGCGCCGGCAUAGCGGUGAGCCCGUCUUGCCGGAAGGGGGGCAACGCGGCUUCGACGAAGAUCAUCAUGCAGGGCCGGCGGCGCUUUCGGGCUCCGCGGGGCGGCGAGCCUUCGCGGUGCGCAAUUCAUGGGGGACCCGUGGCCACGGGCGGUCGGACGGAGUAUCGAGCUUCACCGGCGGGGGAGGGUCUCGGGAGCCGCCAUUGGCGCGACACGUUGCACCUGCCGGUUGCUUCGCUGGCGGACGACAUCCGGCAAAGUACACUUCGGUGGGAGCUGGGCGCCGCGCGGUUGGAGGAGGCGGAACGGCACAUGCAGAAGGAGUGGGCUAG
Molecule: messenger RNA, 711 nt
Organism: Ectocarpus siliculosus
Lineage: Eukaryota; Phaeophyceae; Ectocarpales; Ectocarpaceae
Source: the annotation of a GenBank genome assembly